AUGUUAAAGACUUUAAAACGAAUUGGUUUUUUGACGCGUAACAAGCAUUUAUCUAAUGUUGCCAAUCGAAACUAUUUAUCAGCUUUGGCUCAAAAAGAAUAUUUGAAUAAACCCUUAAUAGAGACCGACCCUGACAUUUUCGAUAUAAUAGAAAAAGAAAAAAAACGUCAACGUGAAAGUAUCGUGCUUAUACCCUCGGAGAACUUCACUUCGCGUGCUGUAAUGGAAGCCCUUGGAUCUAUCAUGCAAAAUAAAUAUUCGGAAGGGUAUCCUGGUGCUAGAUAUUACGGUGGUAACGAAUUUAUUGAUCAAGCAGAAAGAUUAUGCCAGAAACGUGCAUUGGAAGCUUUUAACUUGGACGAAUCUAAAUGGGGAGUGAAUGUUCAAGCUUUAUCCGGCUCACCCGCAAACCUCUACGUAUAUAGUGCACUAUUAAAACCACACGAACGCCUAAUGGGAUUAGACCUGCCUCAUGGAGGACAUCUAUCCCACGGAUAUCAAACAGAUACGAAAAAAGUAUCUGCCAUCUCCGUCUAUUUUGAAACACUACCGUACCGUCUGAAUGAGCAAACGGGUAUCAUUGACUAUGACGCGUUGGAAGCCACCGCGAUUUUGUAUCGACCAAAACUCAUUAUUGCAGGUGCUAGUGCGUAUCCACGAAAUUUUGAUUAUCAGAGGAUGAAGAAGAUUAGUGAGAAGGUUAAUGCAUAUUUGAUGGCUGACAUUGCGCAUAUCAGUGGUCUUAUCUCUGCGGGUGUUUUACCAUCACCUUUUGAUUAUGCCGAUAUCGUCACAACUACAACACACAAAUCGUUGAGAGGUCCACGUGGUGCUCUUAUAUUUUUCCGAAAAGGAGUUAAAAAUGUUGAUAAAAAAGGCCAAGUUGAUUCAACAGAUUUCAUGUCAUUUUUAUUAGAAAUACAAUAUAAUCUCGAGGUUCCCAUAAAUCAGUCAGUUUUUCCCGGGCAUCAGGGUGGACCUCACAAUCACACAAUAAGCGCACUGGCAGUCGCAUUGAAACAAACUAAAACCUCGAUAUUUAAAGAAUAUCAAGAGCAAGUGCUUAAAAACAGUUUGGCUUUCGCGGACGCAUUUAUAAAGAAAGGGUAUAAGUUGGUCUCGGGUGGUACCGAUACACAUUUACUUUUGCUGGAUUUGAAACCAAGGGGAAUUGACGGUGCUCGUGUGGAACGUGUACUCGAACUAAUGAACAUUGCUGCAAACAAAAACACCGUUCCUGGAGACGUCAGUGCAUUGAUCCCGGGUGGAAUUCGUGUUGGUACUCCUGCGAUGACGACUCGUGGACUGGUUGAAUCCGAUUUUGAAAAAAUUACAGAGUUUAUUGAUCGUGCCGUUCAGAUAGCAAUUGAUGCGAACAAAAAAGUUAAAGGAACCAAACUUAGAGAUUUCAAAGAAUACCUUAGAGAUAACGCCUCUUCAGAACCACGCAUUGAAGAGAUUAAACAGGAUGUUAUUCGGUUUUCCAAGAGUUUUCCUGCUAUAGGGUUCGAUGAAAGCAAAAUGAAAUAUUUGUAA
Ambispora leptoticha is the source of this 1536-nucleotide messenger RNA. The record is from the annotation of a GenBank genome assembly. NCBI's taxonomy places the organism in Eukaryota, Fungi, Glomeromycota, Glomeromycetes, Archaeosporales, Ambisporaceae.